AUGCUUCAAAAAACGGAACCCCAUCGUCUUGCUUGUGGAUUUGUGAUCGACUCAAAGAUUCCUCUAUGGGCGUACCGCGAAGAAGAGCGACUACUCGGAGCCAGUUUGACAGUGAAUGCCGUUGAAUGUGAACAAGACGUCGUCUACAAGGUGCGCGCGCACGGAGUGAAAGAUCCCAUCGAGAAGGCCAAAAUCAAAACGACCGCAAAAGGAGUGGUGAAAGCCGGCGAUCUUGAGCAUGUAUUUGUGCAAUUCUCAAACGAAAGCUUGAAUUCGAUUUGCUUGACCGUUUCGGUGGACGGAGUUGAAUAUCCGGUUGACAUUGACCGCAACGAAUGCUUCUUUACUCCAAAGAAAAAAGUGGAAUUGAAUAUCGAGCGUCUUGGUCUCGCGACCCCGCUGCGUGCCGGUCUCUCCUCGCAUCCGACUCCGAUGAAAUCACUGGCUCAAUCGGCGGCUCGUGUGUACAACUCGUUGAAACCUCCACCCUCAACUCGUUCCACCUCUCUUCCACCAUCAUUAGGUCGACGACUUGUCUCGCCGAGGAAUCGCCGUCGAUCGCAGACGCCAAUCAAAGCACCCAGUUUUGAGGACACGAUCACCACGCAGAGCCACAUCUCCGUUUCGACAACCACGUGUGGUUCGCUGCCGGGAGUCACCGAGGAACACUUUAAACGGCUUGAAGAGUUGCUUCCGAGAGCCGGCACUGUGACGACAGACGAAUUAUGGAUGCUGACCUACUACUUUGUCAUGGAUGUGUUUGUGUCGAUGGGCCACUAUUCAAGGCAAUGGUUCAUGUCGGGUGGACCGGAAACGAAAUUUUUGCGCCAUGCAUGUGAGAAGAAGAUUUUCUGGGAACCAGAGAUGACACUCGAGUGCCUGGUGGUGACAAUGAUGAUCGACUAUCUCGAGAAACACGUGGCCGACUUGGAGAGAGAAGACCACGAGGAGAAACCCGCUGACCCUGUCAACCCAGCCGAACUUCAAACCACACCCGCUGUCGAAUGGUUCAACAAAUUA
This is a messenger RNA of Mesorhabditis belari, 1020 nucleotides long. The record is from the annotation of a GenBank genome assembly. NCBI's taxonomy places the organism in Eukaryota, Metazoa, Nematoda, Chromadorea, Rhabditida, Rhabditidae.